Molecule: messenger RNA, 2484 nt
Organism: Nerophis ophidion (straightnose pipefish)
Lineage: Eukaryota; Metazoa; Chordata; Actinopteri; Syngnathiformes; Syngnathidae
Gene: bin1a
Product: myc box-dependent-interacting protein 1
Exons: 19
Coding region: 221-1999 (592 amino acids)
Cellular component (GO): cytoplasm; synaptic vesicle; plasma membrane
Molecular function (GO): phospholipid binding; tau protein binding
Source: RefSeq, a predicted model, not a curated record
GUGCACGCGCCUCCAUCAUCAGAGAAUCACGCCAAAGCCUCGCUUUUUUUCCUCCUCCCGCUUCGGUCGACACCAGCUGACAUUGCGCCAACACGCCUCGCGUUAUCGGACACUUGAAUUUUUCUCCCACGGGACAUUGAUGCAUUUUCCCGCACGGGCGCCCUCGUCCUCGUGAUUGUCGUCCCGCGCGCAUCCCGAUCCUGCUGCUCCACGCUGCAAGAUGGCCGAGCUCAAUCUGGGGAAGGGGCUGACCGCGGGGAAGGUGGCGAGCAACGUCCAGAAGAAGCUGACCAGAGCCCAGGAGAAGGUUCUACAGAAGCUUGGCAAAGCUGACGAGACCAAAGACGUUGCUUUCGAGGAGGGAGUCAUUAACUUCAACAAGCAAUAUACUGAAGGCAGCAAACUCCAGCGGGACCUCAGGGCUUACCUGGAGGCCGUGAAAGCCAUGCACGAGUCCUCCAAGAACGUGCAGUCCUGUUUGGCCGACAUGUACGAGCCAGAGUGGUACGGCAAGAACGAAGUCGAUUCCAUCGUGGAGGACUGUGACGAGCUCUGGACUGACUACCACCAGAAGUUGGUCGAUCAUGCUCUCAUCUCCAUGGAUACAUACUUAGGACAGUUUCCUGAUAUCAAAGCUCGUAUCGCCAAGAGGGACAGGAAGUUGGUGGAUUUUGACAGUGCUAGACACAACUACGCCACUACUCAUAAGUCGAAGAAAAAGGACGGCGGUAUUAAGAUCACCAAGCCCUCGUCUUUGUUGGAGAGAGCAACCCCCGGCUGGGCUCAAGGCAUCCUGUCUGCACACAACGUUGCCCAGAGCAGCUUGUCCCGGAGCCAGGCCGAAGAGGAGUUGGAGAGAGCUCAGAAGGUGUUUGAGGAAAUAAAUAUUGACUUACAGGAGGAAUUACCUUCACUCUGGAACAGUCGUGUGGGGUUUUAUGUCAGCACUUUCCAGAGUUUGGCGGGUUUUGAGGAGAAAUUUCACAAGGAAAUGAGCCGGUUGGAUCAGGAUCUACACGACGUCUUGGAGAAACUCGAAGAAACGGACACGGACACGAGCAGAAAGACAGGUAGCAGCUUAUCGGCAGCGGCAAAUAGGAGUGGCGCCGAUGACUCCAACCACACUCUCAAACCAGGACCGCCCCCGAUUCCGAAAUCCCCGUCCAAACUAAGGCCGGCGGUGCCUCCUCCACCCAAGGUCACCCCGUCCAAGGAGAUGAAGACGGAGAACAUCAUCGGCCUGUUCGGUUCUGCAGCAAACCCUGAUAUUAGCGUCACAUCCCCGACAGAGCCGACCAACUGGGACUCCUGGCCAGAGGACGGCAGUGCCCAGGAAGAAGAGCCCGCCCAGGUGCGCUAUGACCCCGUGGCGGCCGCUACGGAGGCCUGGGAUGACGACGGCGCCGAGCCCGUCCGCUACGACCCCAUAGCCGCAGCCUCGGAGGGCUGGGGCGACGACGGAAGCCAAGCGGCCCCCUACCACCACCACCACGAGGAAUGGGGCGAUGACGAGGUCCGUGACCACCGGGAGGGCGCGGUGGAGGACGGGGGUACGCCCGUGGCGGAGGACGAGCCUAGCGAGAGUCCCGCGGAGGCUCCGGUCGACGCUGGCGAAGAGGAAGCGCCCCCGGCUAAUGAAGAGGAUCAGGGAGAGGAGGCGGAGGAAGCAGCCCCCGCCGAGGAAUCAGCGGCGGCGGCCGCAGAAGAAGAGACGGCGUCGGAGGAGACACCUGCAGUCCAAGAGGCACCAGCAGAGGCAGCGUCGACAGACAUACCCCCCGGGUUCCUGUUCAAGGUCCAGGUGAUGCAUGACUAUGCAGCCAACGAUACUGACGAACUGGAGAUGAAGGCAGGAGAUGUGGUGCUUGUCAUUCCUUUUGACAAUCCAGACGAACAGGAUGACGGCUGGCUGAUGGGAAUGAAGCAGGAGGACUGGCUGCAGAACCAGGACAAGGCCCCCAAAGGAGUCUUCCCGGAAAACUUCACCCAGAGGCUGUGAACGAUCUUCAUCACCUUCCUCGUCUCAUCCCACCCCCUGGUCCUUUUGUCUUGUCACCUGGACUUUGUCCACAGGAGCAGAGCUGACACACCCCCUUACUGAAAUCGCCCGUAGUCGUGACGUCUGCCGCUCAGGCGAAACUUCUGCAAAAAAAAAAAAGACAAAUCACAGCCAUUUCGACUAAGUGCUAUCGCUGAGGGACUGAUGACAGAAUCCUGCAGGGUUAAAGCAGCCGUCACUGUAACUGACUCUAGCAGAGUGUUAAAUCUCUGUUCUGGUACAGUAGGUAAAGGAUUCAUAUGGCCCCAUUCCUGGGGGCGGGGUCUCGCGUAAGAGGGCGAGGUGCCAUUAACUAUUUUGUAAUGCAAUCUGAUGAAAAUGAUGGGAAGAUAUUCAACACUCUGUUGAGCCAUUUGUGGACAGUAUAAGUUAUUCAGGUCCUUGCCCACAGCAUUUAUUUAUAUGACCCCAUGCAAACAAACUUC